CUUCCACUUUUAUUUUCCAUCCAAACAAAGCAUAACGUUCUCAAUCUCUUCUCAGUUCUCAGUCACGUUCUCUCCUUCCUCUUCUCACUCGUUACGAGAUCGCCUCCGCCGUCACGUGUUUGCCUCCGCCAUCCGCCGUGUUCGCCGCCCGUACUCUCAGGGAUUAUUCUGGCAGGGUUUUGAUAAUGGCAACCACUGCUUGUUUCAUCAUUGUUAGCAGAAAUGAUAUUCCUAUAUAUGAAGCUGAAGUUGGAGUAGCUGCUAAAAGGGAGGAUGCUGCUCAGCUGCAUCAGUUUAUCCUGCAUGCUGCUCUUGAUGUUGUUCAGGACCUUGCAUGGACUACCAGUGCCAUGUACUUGAAAUCGGUAGAUAGGUUCAAUGAGCUCGUGGUAUCAGUAUAUGUCACUGCUGGUCAUACCCGGUUUAUGUUGCUUCAUGACUCUCGUAAUGAUGAUGGUAUUAAGAGCUUCUUCCAAGAUGUGCAUGAGCUUUACAUAAAGACUCUUCUUAAUCCCCUGUACUUGCCUGGCUCCCGGAUCACAUCAUCACAUUUUGACACAAAAGUCCGUGCCCUUGCUCGCAAGUAUUUUUAGAAACCACUAGCUCCUGAGAAUCAGUGGUUAACAAGUUGCUAGUUUAUAUAGCACUGAGGCCUUACUCCUAUAUUGUUAGUUCUUGACAAGUUUCGGAAAGCAUUUUAUUCCCCUCAUGAUUUGGCUGCAAAGGUAGUUUUGCUUGUCUAUAAUGUUGUGUAUCUGGUAAUAGCAGAAGGCUGUAUUUUCUAAUGAGAUGAAGGUGAUAUGCUGGCAAAAGCUGUUUCAUUGCUGGUGGCUAUUUGUAAUACAUACUAAUCUUAUUUUUGAUAUUCAACCCUCUUUUUUGGUGAAAAGAUAUUCAACCAUACGAUUUAAGUGGUAAAGAUUAACUUUUGUUUC
This is a messenger RNA of Lotus japonicus, 935 nucleotides long. RefSeq lists its product as uncharacterized. Gene Ontology annotation, cellular component: TRAPP complex; cytoplasm; nucleus. The transcript is spliced from 6 exons. The record is from RefSeq and is a predicted model, not a curated record. Gene Ontology annotation, biological process: endoplasmic reticulum to Golgi vesicle-mediated transport. Bases 186 to 593 code for a protein of 135 amino acids. NCBI's taxonomy places the organism in Eukaryota, Viridiplantae, Streptophyta, Magnoliopsida, Fabales, Fabaceae.